Messenger RNA from Macrosiphum euphorbiae (potato aphid), 225 nucleotides. The record is from the annotation of a GenBank genome assembly. NCBI's taxonomy places the organism in Eukaryota, Metazoa, Arthropoda, Insecta, Hemiptera, Aphididae.
AUGACCGCUCGUCGCGAUCGUUGCGACCCGCGGGCUACCGCGUCGUCUAUAUCUAAUUUGAAUUCCAAAGUGCCGCCCGGUCGUUUGUGUGAUGUGAACAGGGAACGCUUAAAGCUCGCAGGAUACCACCCCGGACCGCUGCUGCAGUAUAUACCAAUGUUAUCUGAUUACCGCGACGGUACAAAGGGCGGCAGCGACGGCGACAAUAAUAUGCUUUUAUAUUAA